Messenger RNA from Ogataea philodendri, 693 nucleotides. RefSeq lists its product as uncharacterized. Gene Ontology annotation, cellular component: anaphase-promoting complex. The coding region runs from base 1 to 693 and encodes 230 amino acids. Gene Ontology annotation, biological process: anaphase-promoting complex-dependent catabolic process; protein K11-linked ubiquitination. NCBI's taxonomy places the organism in Eukaryota, Fungi, Ascomycota, Pichiomycetes, Pichiales, Pichiaceae. The transcript has a single exon. The record is from RefSeq and is a predicted model, not a curated record.
AUGUCGCGUUUCUCAGACACCUCUGUGCCCCCUGCGCAGGAAUCUGAGGACGAGCGCUACGAUGACGACUCAAUCCACGAGUCCGAGUACGAGACCGGGGCCGAUCUGACAAACACCGCCAAACAGGACGAGGAGGAGCUGUUUACCACGGGGAUCCGCAAACUCGAGCAUUUGGGACUGAUCGAUAUAGGCAACCUGGCAGCCUGGAGCGUUUCCACAAACAAACAGGGUUUUGGAAUUAAAGAGCUGCGCGAAGAUUCGCCGUUCAGUUACUGGCAAUCGGACGGCCAGCAGCCGCAUUUCAUCACCAUCCAUUUCACGAAAAAAGUCACUGUGGAAAGACUCUCUUUCUACUUUAAUUAUCAAUCGGACGAGUCGUACACGCCGUCCAAAAUCCUUGUUUUGGCAGGAACGGGCGAACACGACCUCACCGAAGUGUCUUCCAAAGAGUUUUUCGAACCAACCGGUUGGCAACACAUCUUUUUCAAAGGCGUCCGAAACGACGACCUGCUCAAAUGCUACCUGAUCAAAAUCUGCUUUCUUGCCAAUCACCAAAAUGGCAAAGACUCGCACGUGCGAUCCAUCAAAGUGUUCAGUCCGUUGUCCAAAAACGCUAUGCGCUCAGACAUCGACACCACUCUGGGAGUUGGAUUCACCAGCAUCAAGAUGCUCAGUGAAAGCACGAUUCGCUAA